Molecule: messenger RNA, 3067 nt
Organism: Aphanomyces invadans
Lineage: Eukaryota; Oomycota; Saprolegniomycetes; Saprolegniales; Verrucalvaceae
Exons: 13
Coding region: 52-3036 (994 amino acids)
Source: RefSeq, a predicted model, not a curated record
CCGACACAAAGAUCCAUCGCCGCCAUUGUCGUGUGUGCGGUGGACAAGACGAUGGCGACGGACCUGCGCACGUUUGCUUCGAUCGUGUGCCGGGACUGCCUGUACUUGGAGUUCCCAGGAUGUGACUCUCAUCAGCUUCUGUACACAGAGUCCAUCUUGGAUGGCACGACGACGCAUGCCAAGUGUCCCAAAUGCUCUGCCGCCACCAACAAUCAACGACCAUUCCGCGAAGGUUGUCGGCGAUGCAAAGGCAAGACGUUUAUUGGAAUGUGGAAUUGCAGCCCCAAGGAGAUCAAGCAGGCGUUUCGGUGUUUUCCAUCCCGAAUCGAAGAAAUCGACCACACAGUCGUCCAGUGUGACGAACACUGUUGCGCCAGUGUCGUGUUUCCGAGCUCGCGCGAGGUUCUCACCACUCGCACGGCGGCCUGUGCCCUCGUCACCAGCAGCCAUCGGCAACUCAAGCUGUCCAACUUCCAGUUGAGUAUGCCGCAUGUGCCGGGGUGUCCGCGACAAGGCAUGCCGCUCCACGCGGUGGCGGUGCGCUUACCCAAGAGCGAGCUAAAGUUCGUGUUGGAACGGAUCGAGCAAUGCCCGAUUCCACCCGUUAUUUCCAUGGGGCCAGCGUAUCGGAAGCGGCAACUCGCGCCAGCUCGAGAUACGAAUCAGCUGCACCAAAUUUACCUCCGCUUGCUGGCGACAAUCGUCACGACGUUCGACAGCCACAACCUGAAUUCUCUCGAGCCCCUCAAACAGAUUGCCACGUUGUUUGAAAAGUCGGAUGCCCUGCGCAUGUUUAAGGACUGGGCGCCGCCGCAAGAGCCUCCCAUCACGCACGUCGUGCCGACCAAAGCCAUCGCGACGUCACAAGCAGAUGACCAACACGACGUGACUCAAUUGCUGGACCCAGGUUCGACCACGUACUGGCAGUCGGCCUUCGUUCCGCCUUCAAGCCCCUUGGCCCCGACCCCGACAACCGUGGAGGUCACGCUCGAGUUUGACCCGCCUACGGCCGUCCAAGCGAUAUCAAUUCUGUGGCACAUCGACUAUGUUUGCCACAGCUAUAACGUCCAAGUGUCGACGAACGGCGGUAAGGCGUACGACAGCAGCAACUUUUCCAUCAGUACCAAGCAGCACCUGUCUGGAUCCCAGACCAUUCGUUAUCACCUGCCAUCGCCGGUCGUGGCAUCCCAUGUCAAAGUGUCCAUGAUGCCUCAUUCGACUAGCGCACAAGAUAAACCCAUUUCGUUCGGCAUCCACCAUCUCCUCGUGUACCCAACGUCCGUGGAGGUUGUGUACACGUCACCGAGCAAGGUCUUGCAAGAUCUCGUCACGUGGGUGUCUUCCGCCGCGACCCAUUCGCCCCAUCCCGCGAUUCGCGAUUUCGCGCUGUCGAUCCUGCAGACGCUGGCACUGGCGUCGGGGUCGCUGUGCGCGCUUCUGCACGUCGUGCACUGCCUGCUGCACUCGCCGACCGGAUCGAGUCCCGAUUUUUCCCCGGACAAAACCGAGGCGUUCUUGCACGAGUUGGCGACGUGUGUUCAGAAGGUCAUGUUGCAGUCCAACUCGGACCACAGCGCGACAAAAUCGUUGGAGAAUCGCAUUAUCCAACAAAUGUCGCUCAACCUCCAGGACGAAGUGACCCGUCGAACCAUUCAAAUCUUGCAAAACAUUCCCGGCCUUGAAGUGUACACGUCCCCGGAUGCUGCAAACAUGGCGACCAUUCCUGGGCUGGAAGUGUACUCGCCACCGCGGCCGACUCCCGCUGCUGGCAGCCCAGCGCCAGCUUUGGUCCCACCACCCCCCAUCUCGCUGACUAGGAACGAUCAAGCAGUGACAAGUGCACCAGACCCCACAGUCACCAUCCCUGCCGCAAAUAAUUCACACACGUCGGUGGACGAUGAAUGCGCGAGCCCCACGUCGUGCCCAGCUCUGGUGCUGCUUCUCUGCCAGCAGCGCUCGUUUGUCAAGUGCAUCGAGACACGCGCGCAGUUGGCGAUGGUGAUCUUGAGUGUGCUGAGCGAAUUGAGUGUGUGGCAAAUGCAGCGCAUGCAACGACCAGAAGAUUUUGUUGGGCGUCGAGAGGACGAACUCAGUCGGUUGGAAGAUCCAUUUUCGAUUCAAGUGAGCGCCGAACUGUUUGGACUUGGGUACACGUUGCUGACGGAGCUCCUGGCCCCGUGGCUCAAACCGACACAAUCAAAGCUCUACGACACGCUCGCGGCCGCGGCCGCGCGGUUGACACAAUCACUGUCGUCGUCGCCAUUUAGCCCGACAACAGGCCAUGCCUUGUCCAGCGGAAAGAAUUCCCUCGACCACCGAUUCACGCCCAACGCGAUGGGACUGGCAGUCUUGCAGAUCGUGACGUCGAAUGUUCGCCGACUUGUGUUGAGUCAUGUGGACCCGGCCGAAGUCGGGCUUCAAGAUGGUCAGGACGAGCUCAUCCAAGCCCUCGAGCACCUCAUUCCGUUGGGAACCAAGCGAACGGAUCCGUUGUUUCCGCUGUCGCUGCAAGCUGCGGCAGCAAUCGAAGUGGGGAUGGAAGCUUUCUACCCGUCGUCGCAGCAACGAACGACGCUGCUCACGACGCGCAUGGGCCAUGGCGCCACACUCGAGUUUCAACUGCGAUGGCCUGUCCAAGAACGUGAACAGGAAGACCCGCGCUAUGAACGGCUCGUUUUAAUUCUGCAGCUGGCUUGCAUCAAGCUGGGGUUUGUCCAUGCGCUGCGGGGGACGUGGGGCGUGUUUCUCCAUUUGGUCGUCGCGCUUCCACCGACACAGUCGACGGCCGACGUGCUUCAGCAGUGCAUUGCCGAGAGCAUCCAGCAGGCAGGGUUCGCCGGGUGGCAAGUCGCGGCCGGGGCGCAGGAGAUUUCGAUCACGCUGCAGCGCCACUUGCACUGGAACCGUGUGGAAAAGAUGGGUCACGACUCUGGGUCCGGCUGGAUCCGAGUGUACCCCCGGGCCGUUGCCACCUACGACGACGUCCUUGUCGAAGUCGACGCGUUUGUGCAUCAGCAUGCAGCGUUGGUGACGUAAAUAAACCCUAACUCAGUCACAUUCUUGACCA